This is a messenger RNA of Myxocyprinus asiaticus (Chinese sucker), 2213 nucleotides long. RefSeq names its product eukaryotic translation initiation factor 4B-like. The transcript is spliced from 15 exons. Lineage: Eukaryota; Metazoa; Chordata; Actinopteri; Cypriniformes; Catostomidae. Gene Ontology annotation, molecular function: RNA binding. The coding region runs from base 27 to 1898 and encodes 623 amino acids. The record is from RefSeq and is a predicted model, not a curated record.
CAUCCGGGACUCUACCACUCUCCAACAUGGCGGCGUCAGCUAAGAAGAAUAAGAAGAAGGGAAAGACCCUGACCCUGAAUGACUUCCUUGCGAAUGAUAGCAGUGGCAACGCACCGCCUAGUUACCCCGCUGCAAAGACCUCCAGCUGGGCAGAUGAAACUGAUGACUUGGAUGGAGAUGUUUCGACCUCCUGGCAUACCGUGGAGGAUGUGUAUCGAGCUCCUCCGAUUGACCGCUCCAUCCUGCCAACUGCGCCCCGUGCAGCGCGGGAGCCAAACAUUGACCGCUCUCGGUUACCACGCGGCCCACCCUACACAGCCUUCCUUGGUAACCUACCAUACGAUGUCAGCGAGGAAUCUAUCAAAGACUUCUUUAGGGGACUUGCGAUCAGUUCUGUGCGUUUGCCAAGGGAGCCUAGUAACCCAGAGAGGCUCAAGGGCUUUGGUUAUGCUGAAUUUGAAGAUGUAGAAUCAUUCUUGCGUGCGCUUACUCUAAAUGAAGAGAAUCUCGGGAACAGGCGCAUUCGGGUGGAUAUUGCAGACCAAUCCAAUGACAAAGAAAGAGAUAAUGGGCCAGGGCGGGACAGGGAUCGGGAUCGUGGUCGAAUGAUGGACAGUGGCCCCGAUAAGACUGAUUCUGAUUGGAGGGCGCGGCCGAGUGUGGAACAGGAUGAUGGCCCACGCAGAGAUGAGGGUUAUGGGGACAGGUCACGUGAUCGCUAUGAGUCAGAUCGAUUCAGAGAUGCUCCAAGGCGUGAUGAUCGGUAUGAUAGUGGUCGAGAUCGAUACAGUGGUAGAGAUCGCUACGAUGACCGGGACCGCAGAGAUCGCUAUGACGACAGAGGUAGCAGAGACUACGAUCGUGGAGGUUAUGACUCACGUGGUGGAGUACGACGAGGAUUCGGUAGCGGCUUCAGACGUGACUUUGAUGACCGAAAAGAUGGAGAUCGCUAUGGGGACCGAGAAGAACGUCUAGACAGGAGGGAUGAUGGACGAGAAGAGAGAGGCCCUCCUCAGAGACCCAAGCUAAACUUGAAGCCACGGAGCAUCCCAAAAGAGGAGGAACAGAGUGGAAGUGUGUCUCCCCAGAGCAGCACGGCAAAUCCUAGCAGGGCUUCCUCUAUAUUUGGGGCAGCCAAACCUGUGGACACGGCCGCCAAGGAGCGAGAGGUGGAGGAGAGGCUGAAGAAAGAACAAGAACGACUGCAGAGACAGUUGGAGGAGGACAAGAACAGGGCCUCAGAGAGACGGCCACGUGACCGUGACUCGAGUUGGAGGAGUGAGGAGCCAUCUAGGGAGCGUGAACGCACAGGAAGUGAAUCCUCAAAUCCUAAAGGAUCUAGAUGUAGAGAUGGUGAACAUUCAGAGAAUGAAGUCUUCAGUGGCCAGGAGGAUGAGCCAGUCUCUCCCGCAUCUCCAUCACCAUCUUCCAAACAGGGAGGGCUCCCACUAAAAGUGAUGCCAGCACCUCCCCCUAAAGAAAAUGCCUGGGCCAAACGCAGUUCAGGGGGUGGCAGUAAUGAGAGGAAUGUGCCACCGUCAGUGUCCACUAGCAGCAAAAGUGCCCCUGUUCACAGCAGAUCAACAGAGGAGAGAGUCUCAGGCAAAGUUGAUGAAAACCGGGUUGAUGGGGCUCGAAGGGAUAAAGGUGUACUUCAGGGAAGAGGAGGAAUAAUAGCUGGGAGAGGAGGGGGGUGGGGUAGAGGAGUUGAGGUCCCCAACAAAGACAAACAAAGAGAACCUGCAGACAGGAAAGAGGGCAGACAGGAGAGAGAGCCCAGGAUAGGCCAAGAACAAAAAAAAUAUGAGGAGUCUGCUCCUCAAUUUAGUUCAGCCAGUAAGUAUUCAGCCCUACUGGUGGAUGGAGACCAGGGAGAAGAUGAAGAUGGAGAGGAAUGAACAAAAAUAACCAGUUAACUCAAGAAAAAACACAUAUGAGCAAUGGAAUGAUGAAAUGAAGGCUUAAAUUGGAUAUAGUGAAUAUGCCCUUUCAUAUUGAGGGAAUGGCAAAGUGUAAGGUUAUCACGGUAAGGGUACCCACAAUGCUGUUCUGUAUCAUGUUUAUGGUGAUUUAUAAAGGUAUUCCCAAAACAAGCCCAUUUUAAUUAAAUAUAAUCAGUGCAGUGAGUAGAUACAUUCAUAUAUCUAGAAAUUUGAAAAUCAUUGUUAAUUUGAAAGUCAUUGUUAUAAAUAAAAAGUAUGUAAGAUACUGUA